Molecule: messenger RNA, 664 nt
Organism: Canariomyces notabilis
Lineage: Eukaryota; Fungi; Ascomycota; Sordariomycetes; Sordariales; Chaetomiaceae
Exons: 1
Coding region: 93-563 (156 amino acids)
Source: RefSeq, a predicted model, not a curated record
AAGACUAUGAGUAUUCGGUCCACCAUCUGUCGGAUCUGGUGUUCUGGCUGCAUGUGCAAGGUAUAUUGUGAGCAUCGCUGUGACGCCCUCCCAUGCAAAUUCCGCCGAAGCGCCCACACUCGGACCAUAACCCCGGACUACCACAUCGGCGCUUUCUCACAGCCUCACAGGUAUCUGACAAACUCGCUUCUUUUACUGUAAGUGACCAUGUGUGGGCCUUGGGAAGAGACUCACCAUCCCCUUGGAGGGCAAUCGCCUCAGAUUUCCCUGGUGAGACGGCGCACCCCAGGCACCCGCGGGCAAAAGGAACCUCCACUCCUUGCUGGCAUUCCCAUGGUUGUAGUAAUCGACAAUUCGAACGGUACCUGCUUACUUUGGCGUCAGGGAAACGGGGAUGCGAGCCUUAUUCGUUGACUCGCCAUAUGAUCGCCGUCACCAAGUUGUCGGGUUGCCGCAACCUGGGAAUCCAAGGGAGAAUCUGGAGCCAUUCUGCACCCAAUCUCACAGUGGACUUCUCAAGACCUAGAAACUGCAUUCAAUGUUCUCAAGACGACAGAAUCUAAAAGUUUGGGCUAUGUAAGAGGGUAUGAGGCGGAUUUCUCAUUGUGAAUGUGGAAGCUGGAAAAUGGAUCAUAAAUUGUGGGUUUUGGUGGUUGCAGUGGUU